Molecule: messenger RNA, 1575 nt
Organism: Marasmius oreades (fairy-ring Marasmius)
Lineage: Eukaryota; Fungi; Basidiomycota; Agaricomycetes; Agaricales; Marasmiaceae
Exons: 5
Coding region: 187-1407 (406 amino acids)
Molecular function (GO): hydro-lyase activity
Source: RefSeq, a predicted model, not a curated record
UUUCCAUUCCUGAACGUGAACGUCCACUAUCUCUACAUAAUCGAAGAUGCAAGGUCUUUUUUUGCCUGCGGUUGACCUUAUCGCCAAAUUCUCGCGGUGAUUUCAACUGCAUGAGAAAAUCACGACGUACGUCCGGCGUGCAGAAGUCGAACCAGCUCACGCGACGUCGAGCUCUCUUCCCAAGCCAUGGACGUGUUCAACCAGCUCGCAUCCCACAAAAUUCAGAGAGCUGUCAUCAAAACAGUUGACAUGCAUACGUCGGGCGAGCCCACUCGUAUCGUUGUAUCCGGCUACCCAAAACUCAACGGUAACACUCUCUUGGAGAAAAGAAGAGAUGCAAGCGACAGACUGGACAAUAUCAGAAAACAACUCAUGCUUGAACCAAGAGGUCAUGAUGGGAUGUAUGGAGCGAUCUUAGUUCAGGAAACAGAGCUGACGAAAUGCGGGGAAGCAGAUAUUGGUGUCUUGUUCUGCCACAACGAGGGUUAUUCAACCAUGUGCGGUCACGCAACCAUAGCUCUAGGUCGAUUCCUCAUCGAUACACACGACGAAGCCGUAUUUCCAAAGCGACAUUCCCUCCCCUACUCCACCAAAAAACACAUCACAGAACUCCGAAUUCACGCUCCUUGCGGCGUCGUACACGUCAGCGUACCCACCACACCCGACGGAAAUCGAGCUGAUGGUACCAAACCCGUCAGCUUCAUCUCAGUUCCAAGCUUUGUCUCCAAGCGAAACUUCACGGUUUCCAUAAACUCCAAAAGUCAUAGCACGUGGGGUACGUUCAAGGAGCACAACGAGUCAGACAGCCACGCUUCCACCCGGAUCCCGAUACAAGUUGCUUUUGGAGGUGCUUUCUAUAUCAUCGUAUCAGUGCAAGACCUCGGAUUCGACCAUCUAGACGAAGCUCACCUCCCAGAGUUCCAACAGGCUGCUCAGGCUAUAGCGUAUCAGGCUCGAUCUGCUGAUCUGACGAUUCUUGACGGGACACUGUUCCACCAUCCGAAGGAAGAAGAUGUCAGCUUUCUCUACGGCGUCAUCUUCGUAGAGGACCAUCGAAACGGUACGACAAACACGAGUUCGAACUUGAACUCUCGGAGUGAAACAGGGCUAUGCUUCUUCGCAGGAGAUCAAAUCGACCGAUCUCCUACGGGUUCGGGUGUUUGUGCUCGUGUGGCUUUGGCUGUCAGUGAUGGUGCCGGUACACUUGGGAUGAACGAGUGGUGUACGUAUCACUCACUUUGGAGUAGGAAAUCGGAGGGUGAUGGGUUUCGAGGGCGUGCGGUUGAAAGAUUUGAAGAUGGAAGUGUAUUGGUUGAGGUACAAGGACGAGCGUUUUAUACUGGCUGUUCUAGUUUCGUCGCCCCAGAGACGGUUGAUGUUUUGGGGAAAGGGUUUUCGUUGACCUAGGAUUGAUGUAGUAUCCUUCAGAUCAUCUUCGAGAUUAUAUCCUUAAAACGAGGAAAAAAGAAAGAAAUAAAAACAUCUGCCCUCCGCUCUGCCCAGACCUGGACCUGCUGCGAUAGGAGUUCGAAAUAAUAUGUAAUUACCUCCAUUCAGUCGCGCGAAGCUCCGAAG